Molecule: messenger RNA, 1461 nt
Organism: Ostertagia ostertagi
Lineage: Eukaryota; Metazoa; Nematoda; Chromadorea; Rhabditida; Trichostrongylidae
Source: the annotation of a GenBank genome assembly
AUGCAGCGCUUCAAUGUUGGGGAGGACUGUCCUGUCUUCGAUGGGGUUUUUGAAUUCUGUCAGCUAUCUUGUGGAGGAUCGCUAGCUGCUGCAACAAAGCUUAACCGCAAGCAUGCAGAUAUUGCCAUUAAUUGGAUGGGUGGUCUUCAUCAUGCGAAGAAGAGUGAAGCUAGCGGAUUUUGUUACAGCAACGACAUCGUAUUGGCCAUAUUGGAGUUACUCAAACAUCAUCAACGUGUUCUCUACGUCGAUAUUGAUAUUCAUCAUGGCGAUGGAGUGGAGGAGGCCUUCUACACCACAGAUAGAGUCAUGACUGUGUCGUUCCACAAAUAUGGAGAAUACUUUCCCGGAACCGGUGAUCUUAAGGACAUCGGAGCAGAGAAAGGGAAAUAUUACGCACUCAACUUUCCUUUACGUGACGGCAUUGAUGAUGAAACAUAUGAGAGCAUCUUCACUCCCGUAAUACGCAAAGUUAUGGAAUGCUUCCAACCGUCAGCCAUAGUUCUGCAAUGUGGCGCAGAUUCACUUACAGGCGAUCGACUUGGAUGUUUCAACCUGACUUUAAGAGGGCACGGUAAAUGUGUUGCAUUUCUGAAAAAAUUUGGUGUUCCUUUGAUGAUGGUUGGUGGUGGAGGAUAUACAAUCCGCAAUGUAUCUCGUUGCUGGACUUACGAAACUUCUGUGGCUGUUGAGGCUGAGAUCGCUAAUGAACUGCCCUACAAUGACUACUUUGAGUAUUUUGGACCAGAUUUCAAGCUCCAUAUAGAAAAAUCAAACAUGACCAACCAAAACACCAGAGAUUAUUUGGAGAAGACGAUGGUGCGACUGUUUGAAAAUCUUCGUGAGUUGCCGUAUGCACCAUCCGUGCAGAUGCAGCCGAUUCCACCAGACUCUCUGCACAUAUGCCGGAUAAAGUCUUUGCUGCUUGAUCAUUCGAACCCAGAUGUUCGGGAACCUUUUGCAGUCACGGACUCGCACAUUGAACACGAGGCGGAAUUCUACGAUUCUGGCAAAGAAGGUACCAGGGAAUCACAGGCAUUCAUAUCCCCUGCAGUACUACAGGAAUUGAAGAGAAUCGUUGAAGAUUCUGAAAUCAUGCAGGAAGAUGAUGCCAAUUGGCCAGAACCGGACAAAGUAGGACGGCAAGAGCUGGAGAUUUUGAUGAACAAUGAACACAUCUCGUUCACAACAGGAAAAAUUGGUUCAUUGGCAGACGUAAACAACAGCAAGGUAGACAUUGCCGAUGUGCAUUUGGCUAAUGGUGGAAAGGAAGUCGAUCGAAGGUCUAUAUUUAUGUUUUUCCACGUUCGAGAUGAGUGGAGUUGUCUAUCAAUGCGAUUUCAGGCAUUAUACUGGAUGGGGGAUCCUGAUGGUCUUCGUUCGUUUUACUAUCUGGUUCAGGAUCUCAAAUGUCUUGUGUUUUCUUUGAUUGGACUUCAUUUCAAGAUCAAACCUAUUUAA